Messenger RNA from Annulohypoxylon truncatum, 576 nucleotides. RefSeq lists its product as uncharacterized. NCBI's taxonomy places the organism in Eukaryota, Fungi, Ascomycota, Sordariomycetes, Xylariales, Hypoxylaceae. Bases 1 to 576 code for a protein of 191 amino acids. The transcript has 3 exons. The record is from RefSeq and is a predicted model, not a curated record.
AUGUCGAGCACGGCCGAAACCCUUACCAAAUCAGCUUCGUUUGAAUCGAUCGGGGUCAGGAACACGCGAGUUAACGAGGCGCCAGGGGUCAAGCUCUCAUCGGACCAGAAGCUUCUUGUGGGAAGCGUAUUAGAUCUGUUCGAAGGCAAUCCGACUCUCAAGCAUUUAUCGCUGUGGUCUCCAGAUGCUACCUUCACCGACCCGAUCACAGUCGCUUCGGGAUAUAAAAAGUUUGCGGCGCAAUGGUACGGGUUACCCGCCCUGUUUAACCCAAUCCAGAUACAGAGCCACAGCGUGAAGUCGGCCGGGAACCCUAUCGAGGUAGAGUUGACGAACAAGUAUACCCUUAAAGGUAUUGGGACGGCGCAGACCAUCAACUCCGUCGUUCGUAUCGAUGUUGGACAGAGUGGUAAGAUCGAAAGGGUCGAAGACCGAUGGAACGACAAACUGCCUGACGGUGUGAUCAGUGAUGCCUUCCGAAAGUUGAAUGCGCAGACCGUUCCAAUAUUCGUAUCGGUUCCGAAGAAUGAAGAGGAAGAUCUUAAACUAAAGAGGUCACGGAAUGGUUCCUCAUAG